Molecule: messenger RNA, 653 nt
Organism: Paramecium octaurelia
Lineage: Eukaryota; Ciliophora; Oligohymenophorea; Peniculida; Parameciidae
Source: the annotation of a GenBank genome assembly
AUGAAAAAUUCCAAAAAAACCCUACUCAUUGUAAGCGUGGUUUUGCAGGAAUGCCGAUCCUCACUCAGACCUAUAAACGAUUCAACAAUGUCUUAUCUGCUGAAAGUCAUAUUUAGAAGUAAUUAAAACCCAUGAUUUCAAGUUCAUACCAUCGAUCUUCAAUGCUUUUACUCAUCCAGACUCCAUUUACAAUCCGACUCUACAAUUCAAAUAGGUUAAAUUUGGAGUCAAAUUAGUAUAUAAAAUGUGUAAUUUCACAUUGAAGAUAAUAUAUCAUAUAAUCUAUGAGACAAAAUUGAAGUAGAUUAUUUUACUAUUACAAUUGGUUCUAUCUACACAAAGCCUAUAAGUCUAGUAUGCGUAAAUUAGCAGGUAGAUUUACAUAGAAUUACUGAGUUUAAAAAAUUCAACAAAGGAUUUUUGAAUCUUAAUCAUUCUUAUAGUUGGCUAUGAUGAGUUGAAUUAGCAUACGAAUCAAAGCCUCUUAUAAAUAGAAAACUGAAGCUCUAAUUACACUGAAAUGUAGGGGUGAUUAAUUUCUUAUAAUUUGAAGCAUCCCUCUAAGCAGAUUUAAUCAUAUAGGAAACCUAACACCUAUAUAAUAUCCUUAUUUGGAUGAAAGACAGACUUUGAAUUUGAAACUUUCUCUUUCG